This is a messenger RNA of Mus caroli (Ryukyu mouse), 561 nucleotides long. RefSeq names its product testis expressed 13B (gene Tex13b). NCBI's taxonomy places the organism in Eukaryota, Metazoa, Chordata, Mammalia, Rodentia, Muridae. The record is from RefSeq and is a predicted model, not a curated record. Gene Ontology annotation, molecular function: mRNA binding.
AUGAAUUGCGAGGAUGUCACCACCGGGUUCCGCCAUGCCAAGGUGUUAAUGUUCGUCAACGAACAAAUGGCCAAGCACUCCAGAGGCCCGGAGUUCUACCUCGAGAACCUGACCCUGUCCUGGGAGGAGGUGGAGGAAAAGCUCAAAGUCCUCCUGGACGGUACCGAGGUACCUCGGGAUGUUCAGGAAGCCUGUGCCUGGAGCAGCCUGGCCCUGGGGGUUCGCUUCGCUUUCAGGCAGGGCCAGUUGCAGGGGCGCAGAGUGCAGUGGCUGCACGACUUCGCCAGCCUGCACAGGUCAGCGGCGCAUGCCCUGGCAUUGGACCUGAAGAAGCUCACGGACCAGCACGAGAUAGAACGCAAGGAGGCGGCCUACCAGCUUCUUUUGGCCCACACUAAACUCGCAGAGGUGCAGAGAGAGCGAGACCUGAUGAGACUGAAGCUACUACAUGCAAGAUUUGCCACUUGUAUGAGAGUUCUGCGAGACUACAGAGGAUGCCAGCACCAGGUACAAGCAAGGAUUUCUACGAUUAUACAGCCUCUUAACAGAAAUUGUCCCUAG